Myxozyma melibiosi is the source of this 1131-nucleotide messenger RNA. RefSeq names its product TLC domain-containing protein. Lineage: Eukaryota; Fungi; Ascomycota; Lipomycetes; Lipomycetales; Lipomycetaceae. The transcript has 2 exons. The coding region runs from base 1 to 1131 and encodes 376 amino acids. Gene Ontology annotation, biological process: ceramide biosynthetic process. Gene Ontology annotation, cellular component: membrane. Gene Ontology annotation, molecular function: sphingosine N-acyltransferase activity. The record is from RefSeq and is a predicted model, not a curated record.
AUGAUCUCCCCAUCACUCCCCCUCUACCUCAUCGGCGCCCUCCUCGCCGUCCACACCUUCCUCCCCUUCCAACACACCACCUCAAAAUUCCUAUACCUCUCCCACAGAGUAGAGCACUCCGGCCUCUACGUCAAAGGCCACGACGACAUCUACUUUGUCUUCUUCUGGGUCGUCGCCUUCACCUUCAUCCGCGCAUUCAUGAUGGACUACAUCUUCGUCCCCUUCGCCGCCCGCGCCGGCAUCUCCUCCAAAAAAGAUCUCGCCCGCUUCGCCGAGCAAGCCUGGAGUUUGGCCUACUACCUCGUCCUCACCCCCCUCGGCACUUACCUCGCCUACAACUCCCCCUACUGGUUCAACCUCGACGGCCUCUGGCUCGACUGGCCCCACCGCGAGCUCCAGCCCCUCUUCAAGUUCUACUACCUCGUCCAGCUCGCCUUCUGGCUCCAGCAGAUCUUUGUCCUCAACAUCGAAAAGCGCCGCAAGGAUUUCACCCAGAUGUUCACCCACCACAUCGUCACCUCCGUCCUCCUCGUCGCAUCCUACAACUACUGCUUCACCCGCAGCGGCAACGUCAUCCUCUGCCUCAUGGACGUCGUCGACAUCGCCCUCUCCUCUGCCAAAAUGCUAAAGUACCUGGGCUUCCAAACCCUCUGCGACUGCGUCUUUGGCAUCUUCAUCCUCCUCUGGAUCAUCACCAAGCACAUCCUCUACGUCAAAGUCACCCUCUCCGCCAUGUUUGACGCCCACCACCUCAUCGGCUACAAGUGCUUCUUCGAUCCCCUCGACGACGUCGUCAGUGUCAGCGACUCGCAACUCGUCGCCCGUGGACUCAACAAAACAAUAUCUUCCUCCGGCGACGAGCAAUGCUUCACCGAACUCGUCCAGUACUCUUUCGUCGGCUUGCUCUGGAUCCUGCAAGUCAUCUCUCUCAUCUGGCUCUACAUGAUCUUCAAGGUCGCUAUCAAAGUCGUCACCGGCGCUGGUGCCGACGACUCGCGAAGCGACGAUGAGGAGGAAGACGAGUUGGAGCAUGAAAAGAAGCUGGCUGAACUCCCAGAAGACGCCGACGACGAUGAUGAUGAAGUUACUCUUGUCGAUAGCCGUGAGAGCAUCUCUGAAAAAGCUGAUUGA